Molecule: messenger RNA, 1545 nt
Organism: Purpureocillium takamizusanense
Lineage: Eukaryota; Fungi; Ascomycota; Sordariomycetes; Hypocreales; Ophiocordycipitaceae
Exons: 2
Coding region: 1-1545 (514 amino acids)
Source: RefSeq, a predicted model, not a curated record
AUGGACAGGGCCACCGCGUUCUACCGCUCGCAGAUUGGCGGCACGGCCGUCAUCAACUACUGCUACACGGACAUGCCAUGGCGGCUGUUCGUCAAGGACGUCUACUUCUUCUUCGUCUACAUCUGGGCGCUGCCGUGGGUGCUCAUGCCGGUUCGCCCGUGCGGCUCCGGCGAGCUCGACGAGCUGUACCCCAGCCUGCCGAACCUCUUUUGCAUUGCCGUGCACUUUGUCCUCGUGCUUCUCCAGCUCGCCUUCAUACUCGUGCUGCCGAUCGGCAUCUUCUUCCCCAUCUGGACGGUGGCCGCGGCCGUGGGCGCGUUCCUGACGCUCAACUGGGCGCUGUGCAAGCUGCUCAAUGGGUCGGAGACCACGUACCGCUCAGACGAAAAAUACGCACAAGAGCGGCCAGAGCACGCGCAUGAGCAGUGGGUGUUUCUCAACGGCGUGGCGGUUGGCGAGCACUGGAUGAAGAACAACCUCAACCGACUGGCGCUCACAUUUGGACGCCCCGUGCUCGGCAUUCACAACCGCACCUCCGGCAUCAUCUUCGACGUCAUCGAAUGCCUCGUCCAGCGCAACUUCACCUACGCGACGGCCGACGUGCGCCGGGCGUACAGAACCAUGCGGGACGUGCUGUACGACCCCAGCAAGUCCAAGGUCAUCUUCGUGCUGCACUCGCAGGGGGGCAUCGAGGGCGGCCUGGUCCUGGACUGGCUGCUGCAGGAGACGCCUCAGGACCUGCUGGCCAAGCUGGAGGUGUACACGUUUGGCAACGCGGCCAACCACUUCAACAACCCGCACCGCCACGCCAUCUCCCAGAGCCUGUCGCAGUCCAACCCGAGCGCGGCCAUGGCUACCAUCAUGAGGGAGACGAGUUUCAGCAGCGCCGCGAGCAGUCCUGUCGAGAGGCGCAAGGCGAAUGGAAAGGCAGAUGGAAAGGGGCAGGCGCAGGCGCCACCGCCGCCGCCACUGUCGACCGAGUCGUCGCUCGCGUCAUCGCGCACCUUGUCGGCCGCCAAGGACCGCGCCAUUGGGCACGUCGAGCACUACGCCCACAGCACCGACUUCGUGGCAAUCUGGGGCGUCUUGCACUUUGCGACGAACCGUGUCGGGUCGCCGCAGCUGCCGCGCUUCCUGGGACGCCUGUUCAGUCGCGCCAGCAGCCGCGGCGGGCACCAGCUCAACCAGCACUACCUCGACGGCAUGUUUCCGCUGAAGCGAGACCCAGAGACGGGAAAGUUUGUGGGCGCCGACGAGGACAAUGCCUUCAUGGAGGAGGCGAUUGAGCUGGGCAAGGAGGGCGCCGCCAUGGACAACGCGCGGGAGGCGUUUGACAUUUCGUACGCGGGCACCCAGGGGUUCGGGUCCGGCGACAUCAGCACCCCGGUCGAGGUCCACGGCGUGGCCGACAGGAAGGUCAAGAGGCGCGAGGUCAAGGUCAAGGAGCUGAGUCGCCUGUGGAUGUAUAGGAACGGCCAGAGCCCCCACGAGAUUCCACCAAUGCUAAUGACGGAGGGUGGCGUGGUGCGCACGGGGACCAUCUAG